Messenger RNA from Calidris pugnax (ruff), 2437 nucleotides. RefSeq names its product chromosome unknown open reading frame, human C11orf63 (gene JHY). The record is from RefSeq and is a predicted model, not a curated record. The coding region runs from base 98 to 2437 and encodes 779 amino acids. The transcript has 9 exons. Gene Ontology annotation, biological process: axoneme assembly. Lineage: Eukaryota; Metazoa; Chordata; Aves; Charadriiformes; Scolopacidae.
GUCCCACUGUGUGCACUGGAACAGACAUUUCUUCACAAAACACUGCCUCCCAAACACUCUACCUUGGCUGGUGUAUACCAUCAGUGCAAAACGUGGAAUGAAUUCUUCAGAUACGAAGUACAUUUCAGUUUCUUCUCCACGCACUUGCAACAUGAGUAAGAAACAUUUUCCCCAAAGACUACCCAUGCAACCUGGUUUUCAUCCUGCAAACUGGAAAAGGCCACCUGUAAACAAAGGGGGCUUUGCCUCAAGUCCACAUGACUCCCAAGAGUCUGAUUCUGAAAGCCUCGUUCAGGAGAGGCAGUACCAGGUAGAACUGCAGCAGCGGAUUCAUGAAAAUGAAGGGCUGGUAGGACUGUAUUCUGAUGAGUUGGAGAAUGACAGCUUAGAAGAAGACAGUUUGGAGGAGGGGAGUUUAAAAGAACAAGAAGGAACUGAGUACGACACAAAUCGAUACACAAAAGGAAUACAGAAGGAUGAAGGUAAUGGAAGGAAACAACAGCCUGUGGACAAAUAUUUCAACCUAAGAUACAAUCCUAAUUGGAAAAACUUAAAAGAGGGAGCAGAAUUUUCUAAGGGAGAAAAAGCAUGCCAAGUUGCUAGAGGAAGCAGUGUGGACUUCUCAGAAGAUUCAUUUUACCUCCAUUCCAACGGCUCCCUGGAAGAAAAGAAUCCACAGGAGGCAAAGUCACAAGAUUCAUUCUCAGAGUUUGGUACAGAAUUACUAAGUUUUCAGGAGCCAAAUGCUGUGGUCAGCAAUGAACCUUUUAGGCUCAACACCAAAGGAGAGGAAUCUGCGGGUGGCUGUCAUUUCAAAGAUACUUCUGGUACACAUGGCAGUGCUUUCUCCCUUCAGAUUCAAAAAGAUCGACCACAAAGAGCAAAAAAAGACUUUGUGGAAAAAAAUAAACGGACCUUAGGAUUACAUUCAGAGAAGAAAAACUCCUAUCUUCAAUUACACAGUAAAAAACAAGAAAUUCUUCAAAAGCAGGUUGCAGAUCCUAAAACUGUUGAUGAGGAACCAGUUCAGAGUGUCCUACCACUCCAGACUGUGAAAAUGGAGCCUGAAGACAAAUGGCACCUGAAAUCACAGCACCUCAAGGAUCACCAAAAUAAGUCUUCCCAGAGACAUAAAAUGAAAUCCAACCAGAAUAUCAAAGGGAGAGCUUUUAUGAAGACUAAUAUCCGACAACCACCAGGGAGACCAGCAGAAGCAAUGUCUUGGCACCACAGGCACCACCAACUACCAACAUUUCAGCCGGCUCCCGUGCAGGCAGUGGAGCAAGACAACAGCAGUGCACAGCAGAAACCUCCUUCUGUUGACCCCGACACUAAUACAGCAGCAAAUUCAGAUACUUGCUUAAAUAAUUUCCCAAAUUCAAGACAUUUUAUUAAUCAGGAUUUUACCACAUCUACGUAUCCUGUUCGUCCAAUGUUACAUAAAUUUAACCCAGCAGAGGAUAUAUCUCCGGCGUAUACCAGCAAGGAGAACAAGAAAUACCAGCAUGAUUCUCCAAAUGGACUUCCACAUCACCAGCAACAUUUGUACAACCGUGCCACUGGGCAGCCUUUUGCAAGAGAUGACACUACCAAUGGUCAAGCACAUCCAAAUCAGAGGACUGUUUCAUCUCCUUUUAAUGCCAAUUUUCAAGAAUUGGGGAAGAAUCAAGUAUCACUUCAGGAUUGUAAAAGACACAUUCAUACAGAUAAAAGGUAUCAGCACUAUGCUAUCAGCAGUUUGCCUUCUCAAUCUCCUGUUCACAGUUCACCAGCGGCCCCUUGUACAACCUCCCAGUGUACACAAGCAACGGAGCGACAUCACCAGGAAAUGACUCAUUUGACAGAAGCUCACUUAGCUAACAGGCACUUGGUCAGCCUGCUUCCACCUAUAAUCCCACAGGUCGAAAGUGGUUCAGAGGUAGAUCCAGAGAGUGGUGAAAGAAAUCGAGUGAAAAUACGCCGAAACAACUCUGAAGGAUAUCUCAUGCAAAUGGAAAAGCAAAACCAGCCUAAAGUCAGCAAGAAGCCAUGUAGCUCAAAAGCCUACAUAAAUCUGAACGUGAAGCUUGGAGGCCUUGGACCUGACUAUGAAACAAUCAAAGAGAAAAAAGAGAAGUUAAAGCAACAGAAGGAAUAUGCAAAGCAAAUUAAGGAACACAAUAUGAAAAACAUGACUUCGGUUCAGAGGUUCCCUACAAAACCCCAGGUCAUAUCGUCAGUGUCAAGACAGAAGGCUCUGGAAUAUGCUAAGAAGAUUCCUAAACCAAAGACUUUCACGGCAAGACAAUCGGGUGACAAGGCGAAAGAGGAAAGAGUUCUGCCUCAGACUUUAAAUGGAGACAGUUUACCUCAAAUUGCAUCCUUGGAAACUUUGCAAAAUCGACACGAGAAGGAGAAACAAGUUGUAGCUGCUUUCAGAACUCUUCAUAUCUUAUAA